GAAGCCAGAGAGAAACUUGUCUUGGGGAUUAAUAGGAGGCAGGAGGAGGGAGAGGUGCACACAGGAAAACACCUGGACCAUGAAGGUGGCCCUGGCCUUCCUUCUCCCACUCGUGCUCGCGCUGGUGCCGGCGGCCGGCGGGCAGCGGCGGAAACCCCCGCGCAGACCCACCCGGCCGCCCGCGCCCUUCGAGGAGCCGGCCGAGCCCACCGAGCUGCCCCCUCCCCUCCCUCCGGGCCCUCCGUCCAUCUUCCCCGACUGCCCCCAGGAAUGCUACUGCCCUCCGGACUUCCCGUCGGCGCUGUACUGCGACAGCCGCAACCUGCGCACGGUGCCGGUGAUCCCGCCCCGCAUCCACUACCUGUACCUGCAGAACAACUUCAUCGCCGACCUGCCCGAGGAGUCCUUCCGCAACGCCACCGGCCUCAAAUGGGUCAACCUGGACAACAACCGCAUCCGCAAGGUGGACAGGAAGGUGCUGGAGAAGCUGGAAAACCUCAUCUUCCUCUACAUGGAGAGGAACCAGCUGAAGGAGGUGCCCGCCUUCCUGCCGCCCAACCUGGAGCAGCUGCGGCUCAGCAGGAACCAGAUCUCCAAGAUCCCCAGCGGCGUCUUCAACAAGCUGGAGAACCUGGUGCUGCUGGACCUGCACCACAACAAGCUGAGCGACGGCGUCUUCAACAAGAACACCUUCAAGGGGCUCAAGAACCUCAUGCAGCUCAACCUGGCCCACAACAUCCUGAGGAAGAUGCCCCCCGGCGUGCCCAGCGCCAUCCACCAGCUCUUCCUGGACAGGAACAACAUUGAGGACAUCCCCAGCGAUUAUUUCAAGGAGUUUCCCAACCUGGCCUUCAUCCGGCUCAACUACAACCAGAUCUCGGAUAAGGGGCUGCCCAAAAAUUCCUUCAACCUCACCAACCUGCUGGUGCUGCACCUGGCCCACAACAAGCUCACCAACGUGCCCUUCAUCAGCUCCAAGCUGGAGCACCUCUACCUGAACAACAACUCCAUCGAGAAAAUCAACGGCACGCAGAUCUGCCCCACCUCGCUGGUGUCCAUCCAGGAUUUCUCUCCCUCCGACCUGGACAGCGUCCCGCGGCUCCGCUACCUGCGGCUGGACGGGAACCUCCUGAAGCCGCCCAUCCCUCUGGACCUGAUGCUGUGUUUCCGCCUGCUGCAGUCCGUGGUGUUUUAGCCUCUCCCAGGCCCGGCUUUGCUCGGACAUUUCACCCCCGGCGGCGUUUGACACGUGGGACCCUCUCUCCUCCCUCUCCCCCCUCUCCCUCCGCAUCCCUCUCCCCGCUCCUCCCUUUCCUCCCCUGCAGGGACAGCCUUGGGGACCGCUCUCUGCAGGACAGCGCCGUGUCCCGGCUGCCACCCCAGCUCCUGUCCUUGUCCCCGAGCCCCCGAGCCGGCUCCGUCCGUCCCUUGGCACCCAGCAGAGUUCUGGGCGCGUUGGGUUCGCUCUGGAUGGAGCUGCUGGAGGAGCUGGGCUUGGAGCGUGUCCCUGCUCCUGGGGAAUGAUUCCCGGUGGAUUUUGGAGGCUGGACUGGCCUGGAGGGCGGGUGGGAUCCAUGGAAGUGGAGCGAGGAUGGGCGAUGUGGCCGUGCCAGGGGAUGGGGACACUCCUGUCACCUGGGCCCUUCUGGAGAGCUUUGGCUCCACAUUUCCCUGGAGGAGGAGGAUCUAAAUCCCUCCUGGAGCUGUGGAUUUGCCGGGAUGGAGCAGGGAGGGUGUCCUGCCCCUGGAUCCUGCGCCCUGCGUGGGCCGCACCUUCCCACACCCCCUGGGCAAGACCCGCCCCUUCCCGGCUUCAAAUCCCCCAUCCCAGCACCGAUCCAUGGGGUCCCAGCCCCACCCCAAAAUCCUGCACCUUUCCCUGUGAAAUCUGGGAUAUCGGGCCACAUCCACGGGGCCACAGCCCCAUCCCAGCAUCCUGAAUCCUUCCCUGUAAAAUCGGAGGAUGCAGGGACACAUCCAUGGGGUCACAGCCCCAUCCCAAAAUCCUUCACUCUUCCCUCUGAGGAUUCAGGGCCAAAUCCACGGCUCAGUUUCUCUCUGGAGCCAAUCACACAUGACUGGGUUUUGCCCUUUUUUUUUUUUUUUAUUAGAAAUAAAAGGAAGGGGAAAGAAAAGGGAAGAAUUAUCCUUUGGAAGAGCUAUUUUUAUCCCUUCUCUUCCUCGUCCUCACAUGUAUCGCUUCCCCCUUCCAUAGCUGUACCUGCAUUUAUAGGGUGUCCGGGUUUAGGGGGGAUUAUUCUCUUCUCUUCUUCCUGAGUCUCAGGAUUUGGAUUUAAAGGCCGAGCAUUAGAGAGGGAAAAAAAACAAAACAAAAUCCCACUGCAAUGAGCAUUAAAUAAACCAAAGAAAGCUCCUUUGUGUCCAGCCAGCAGAACUGACCCUUCCCGGGAUGGCCACGGACGGGCACCGUGUCCCUCUCCCUGCGGAUGGCACAGGGAUGCUCCCCUUUCCCCCUUAAUUAAAACCUCGUGCUAAUUAAGGAGGUUUUUCCAGACGAUCAAAUCCCUUUUCCAGCUCUCCCUGCAGUCGGGUGGGACAGGUUCCAGCCCUAAACCCGGACGGAGCCCCCGAUAAAUAGGAUUUAUCUAUAUUUAUAUCUGAUGUGUAUAUAGACUGGUAGAAUGUACAGAUAUUCCUAGAGCCACGUGUGCCUCCCAACCCGGCAACUUUAUGGGAUUUUCACUCCCACUCCCUGCAGCAGUGGAAAUAAAAUCAUUCACAAGGG
Messenger RNA from Pseudopodoces humilis (Tibetan ground-tit), 2746 nucleotides. It is a transcript of the gene PRELP, whose product is annotated as proline and arginine rich end leucine rich repeat protein. Gene Ontology annotation, cellular component: extracellular exosome. Gene Ontology annotation, molecular function: heparin binding; protein binding. Lineage: Eukaryota; Metazoa; Chordata; Aves; Passeriformes; Paridae. The record is from RefSeq and is a predicted model, not a curated record.